UAGGGGCCGGGCCGCCUUUAGAAGUUCACGUGAUUUAGACCUUGACAAAGUGGCACUUUCCAUAGUGUAGUGGCUGUGCUAGCUGCCAUGAAGGUCGUUACCACCUUUCACCCGGCGUCAUCUGUCGUAGAUUCGCUCAAAUUUAGGUUGAAAGAUGAGCAACCCUCAGAGUUUCUUGUCGUUGCAAAGCCAAAUAGGCUUGAUAUCUAUGCGCUACUUCCAGAAGGGCUCCGUCAUCAACAGGGUCUUGAUAUCUGGGGAAGAGUCAGGGUUAUCAGAGCUGUGCCAGUCUUGAAUAACUGAGCUCAACCUUCUGGACAUCACUUUUGUGUCAACAUCUCGGGAUAUGUAUACCUUGGCAAUGAUGCAUAUCGACUACCAACAACGCCUCCAGCUUCUUACUCG
Messenger RNA from Suillus subaureus, 405 nucleotides. RefSeq lists its product as uncharacterized. The transcript is spliced from 2 exons. Gene Ontology annotation, molecular function: protein binding. The coding region runs from base 88 to 303 and encodes 71 amino acids. The record is from RefSeq and is a predicted model, not a curated record. NCBI's taxonomy places the organism in Eukaryota, Fungi, Basidiomycota, Agaricomycetes, Boletales, Suillaceae.